Molecule: messenger RNA, 3791 nt
Organism: Rhopalosiphum maidis (corn leaf aphid)
Lineage: Eukaryota; Metazoa; Arthropoda; Insecta; Hemiptera; Aphididae
Exons: 4
Coding region: 221-1573 (450 amino acids)
Biological process (GO): calcium ion import across plasma membrane
Cellular component (GO): plasma membrane
Molecular function (GO): stretch-activated, monoatomic cation-selective, calcium channel activity
Source: RefSeq, a predicted model, not a curated record
CUCUGGCGUCGACACGACGCUACAACGCAUCUCCGCAGUCGUCAAAUCGUCGUUUCCUCAGGCAGUUGCAGCUGUUGUACAACAUCACCAUCACCAUCGCCACCGCCACCACUACGCGCUACCGACUCAUCCGUCAAGUACAAGGAGGAAAAAUGCGGAUUCCGCGGCGAAACGGCCGGAUCGGUUGUGAUAGAGUGGUGGCGCCGGUUCCGGCGGUACAAUGCGCGCUGCCAGCACCGGCGGCGGUCUCAUCCGUCUCGUCGUCAUUUGGCCGAUGGUGCUCGCAGCGCUGGUCAUGACCGCAACCGGCGCCUCGCCAACGUCCGCGGCGGUGUACGCCGCUACGGCCACCGUCACGGCCGCCACGGCCACGGUCACCGCGGUCGCAGCGACCCGCCGGACCGGGCCGCAGUCCCCGUCCCCGUCCCCGUCGUCGUCAAAGUCAUCAACACCACCGCCGCCGCCGUCGCCGGCCGCUGACAACGCGACGGCCGGCACCGCGGCCUGCGAAUUGGUGCGCGUGUCGCUCCGGGAGCCGGCGUGCACCGGGCAGAUAAGCGAGGGCCCGGGCCCGCCGCGGUGUCCCGCGGCCAUCCCGUGCGCCCGACGUGCCGAUAACGAUAAUAAUAAUUAUAAUAAUAAUAAUGAUAAAAAGUAUAAUAAUGUUAAUUACGAUUACAAUAAUAAUAACGAUAACGAUAGUAUUAAUAAUUAUAAUAACGAUAACGAUAACGAUAACGAUAAUAAUAAUAAUAAUAAUAGUAGUAGUAGUAAUCAUCAGUGCCUUGAAUACGCCCGUCGGCAGCUCAUACCCGCCAUGUGCCCGGACGACCCGGGCGCGUAUCGCCGGCCCGGCCGUCUGUCCCGGUACCGGCUCCGGCACUGUUGCCACCACACCGUCGAGUCGGUCGUACAGCAGCCAUACGCGGACAAGGAGUCGUGCGUCGACCAGGUGAACAAGGCACUCGAUAUGGACGACAUCGCGGCCGCCAUGUCGUGUCAGUUCAACGAGGUGUUGGCCAGGUACGACUGCAAGCAAAAGUACUCCGCCAAGUCAUGCGAUUCGUGCAAGGACGCUUACGCUCUCUGGGCGUGUGCCGCGGUCCUGCCUCACUGGACCCGGACGACGGCGAAACAGGGACGCCGCGGCCGUUACAGGGUGAACGCUUGCCGGUCCGUGUGUCUGGAGGCCGAACAAAAGUGUCCGUGGCUACUUCCGGUAGCCGAUGACGCCAACCCGUACGCCGGCGAGGCAUCGUUCACUUGUAUAGAUCCGGACAUAUGGUUCCAGACGUCUGCGACGGACGUAACCGAACAAUGCUGCUACGAGCACUGUGCGGAUGGUCUAUGCGUACGGAACGAAACGCUGUGCAACGGUGGCAGUGGUGGUGCCGCGGACUUUCAGAGACCGGUGUGCGUGGAAAACGUUCCUCUGGCGGUCGAGCAGUCUCUGUGCACCGAUUAUAGUCUGACUGACACGUCUUCAAGCAGUGGUCGGCCGGACCUGCCACUGCAGCUCCUGUUAUGGGCGGCAUCGGGGCUGGCAUUGGUAGCGGUGGCGGCCGUCACGUAAUAGCUGACUAGACGAUGACGACGAAGACGACAGAUGACGAGAAAAACGGAGAUACAAAACAAAAAACACGAUUUCCGAAAAAUUAUAAAUCUAUUAUUAUUAUUAUUAUUAUUAUACAUUAUUGUUGUUAUUAUUAUAAUGUCACUUGUGAACGGGCGAGGUUUUAUCUCAAAAAAAAAAAAAAAAGCGAAACCAAAAAAUAAUAAUAAUUAUUAUAGUAUGAAAAAAAAUAAUGAAAAUAACGACGGACCGCCCGUCCGAUGAACGCGGACGCAACGGGCACGAGCAGUACUUUUAAUGGCUCGUCAUCGUUGCUUGAGGGCGGCCGGUGAACCGGAGGGAGCUUGACACCUCUCUGACAGGGUCCUCGUUCCUGAUAAGACUAUUAUUAAAAUACUUAUACAAUACAUUAUAUUGUUAUAAAAAUGCACACACUCUCACACACACACAAACAUAUACACUCACAAGAGGCGUAAUUAGAGAAGGUGGCUGGGGGUGGAUUUGUCACCUCUCCCAACAAAUAAUUUAAACCUCAGCAUCCAUUGAAAUCAUUGAAAAAUGUUACACAGGCUAUCAAAAAAUUGUUAAAAACAUAUGAUAUACGUUUUAACCUCAUUGCCGUGAGAUCAGUUGUUUCGUUACUACAGCUGUAUCACAUUCAUACACACCAGUGACAUAUCUCUGGGGAGGAAGUGAGUAGUACAUAUUUGUCACUCCUCCAAAAUAAUUCAACUCUCAGUGUCCGUUAAAAUUAUUGAAAAAAAAAAAUAUAUAUAUUAUGAAGACUAUCGAAAGUAGUAAAAUGUAUUAUAUUAUAAACGUUUUACCAUACUAGCCGAGUUAAUUGUCUGAUUACGCCCAUUUCACACGUACACACACCACACACACACACACACACUACACCACACACACACACUUACAAACACAUAUACAACGAUCGUUGGCGCCGCAGGUUUUUUCAGACCGGGACCAAUAAAAUAUUGUUACAAUAUAUAAACGAACGACGAACGCGCGUAAUGAUUAUACUGACGGAUAUAUGUUAAUAUAAUAAUUAUUAAAACAACGCGUGAAGCGUAGCGUAUUGAUAUAUUAUUAUAACAAUUUCAACGCAGAUAUAAUUUAAGUAAAUACUAUUGUAUUAUUGUAGUGCUAAGAACGUUAUAACGUAGAUACCUACGCGUUACCGCUAUUAUACUAUUAGGUCGUAAUGAGUUGUACGACUCAAUGUCCGAAUAAAUUGUAUAGAGUGAGAAACGGAUUCACGCAUUUGUUUUUUUAACGUUCUGUUUUCUUGUUUUUUUUUUUUUUUUUUAUUAUUAUUAAUUUCAAUAUCUAACGAAAAAUCUGAACAGCGCAUAAGAAAAAUCUAAUAGUCACGUAACGACGAUCGAUUACAAUAAUUAUUAGUUAUAAAUGUUAUUAUUUAAGUUUAUUAAUUGAUAUCGCCGGAAACACGGAUCGUUUUCAUCAUAAUAUUAAAUGCACCCAUUACACUAAUAAUUGGCGUGAUUUUCAUCUUCACCUGUUUAAUGCACGCCAUCUGUCAAGUGUGCUGUUUUAAGACAUUCUAACGAUAUAUUGCGCUUGACUUACAUGAACGAUUUCUUAAAACGAUCCAAUUCCAAGAAAUAAUCAGUAAUUAUUUGGGGAUAUUUUGUAUCCACCACAUUAGAAUUUAAAUUUUUCCAAAAUAAAAUAAACUUAAAUAUUUGUAAUAAGUAAAAAUUUUCUUGUGUUCAUUUCCAUAAUUUUGCAAAAUCAUAAUAUGUAUUUAUCUUCUACAAGUUAUAAAACGAAUUAAAUCUCCUCAAAGCGAUAGGCACCUGUCACAAAGUUUUUUUUAAAUUAUUUUUUUCUAGUAAGUGAUAUAGGUUGUAUUUUUUACUUUUUAAGUAACAUAAUAAUUGAACGUAUGUAUAAAAAUGAAUGUCAUUAAAUAGUAGGUAUGUCCCGUGUUAUAUAGAUUUGUACGGGUGAUCUUUAGCAUAUUGUGAUUAUUAGCUUCUAUGGUUUUAAGUUUUUUGUUAAUUUAAUAUGUUCAAUAAAUUUGUUUUAUUAAUGUUUUAGAACUGCUGAAGAUAAAUUAGUUAAAUUUUGUUUAAGACAAUAAUAUUAUUGUUGUUUUCGUUUACACAUAGAAAAUACUUACGAAUAGGACCUUAAAAAAAAAAAAAAUACAAAAAUGUUCUUGGGCCUGAAAAUCGGAAAGUGUUAAAAA